AUGUUACCACGUGGAAAGGAAGGGGAAAAUGAAGAAAAGUCUGGAUACUUGGUGGAGUUCUCUACUUCUUCUUCCCGUACCACCAUGAAUAAGUGGAGUGCAAUGGAUAUUGUAAAGAGGAAAUGGAAGAACAUGGUCAUGAAGGUCUGGGAAAGGUUCUGCAACGCAUCAAGAUCGCCGACGUCUCCGAACGGCCACGGUGUCGGAAACAUAGCACCGGAAGGGUGUUUCUUCGUCUACCUUGGAGCCCAAAGACGAAGAUUCGCGAUCAAGGCUGAGAUCGCCAACCAUCCGUCGUUCCAGAUGUUGUUAGAAGACGCCGAGCUCGAGUACGGGUUCAGCAAUGAAGGUCCACUCCUUCCUUGA
Hibiscus syriacus is the source of this 366-nucleotide messenger RNA. Its product is annotated as auxin-responsive protein SAUR40-like. Lineage: Eukaryota; Viridiplantae; Streptophyta; Magnoliopsida; Malvales; Malvaceae. The transcript has 2 exons. The coding region runs from base 1 to 366 and encodes 121 amino acids. Gene Ontology annotation, biological process: response to auxin. The record is from RefSeq and is a predicted model, not a curated record.